Messenger RNA from Sugiyamaella lignohabitans, 1305 nucleotides. RefSeq lists its product as uncharacterized. The transcript has a single exon. The record is from RefSeq and is a predicted model, not a curated record. Gene Ontology annotation, biological process: secondary metabolite biosynthetic process. Lineage: Eukaryota; Fungi; Ascomycota; Dipodascomycetes; Dipodascales; Trichomonascaceae. Gene Ontology annotation, molecular function: monooxygenase activity; FAD binding. The coding region runs from base 1 to 1305 and encodes 434 amino acids.
AUGGUACAAACGAAUACAAGUAACGUAAAGCUUUCGGUUCUUAUUGUGGGCGCUGGACUUGGUGGUCUAGCUGCCGCUGUAGGUCUGGCCAAAACUGGACAUUCUGUCACAGUUCUAGAGCAAGCGGAGGUUCUCUCUGAAGUUGGAGCUGGCAUUCAAGUUCCACCCAACUCAACUCGUAUUUUAAUCAAAUGGGGUUUACGGGAAGCUAUGGAGCGUGAUUCCAUGUUACCAGGUGGCAUUUUUCUCCGAUCAUACAAAGAUGGCAAAGUUCUAUCAACACAGGAUUUGAAUCCUGCUAUGUCUGAGCAAUAUGGCAGCCCAUAUUGGCACGCUCAUCGUGCCGACUUCCACAGGGUGUUGGUAGAUGCAUGUAGAGCUGAGAAGGUCACUAUUUUAUUGGGUGAGCGUGUUGACAAGGUUGAUUUUGCAAAUAAUGCUGUCAAUACAGCCAAAGGCAACGUUUACAAAGCGGAUCUUAUCCUGGGUGCUGAUGGUCUUAGAUCUGAGACUCGAAGCCAGUUUCUGGGUAAAAAAGAUCUUGCAUACAACACUGGAGAUUUGGCUUAUCGCAUGCUUAUUAAAACAGAAGAUAUGAAAAAUGUUCCAGAACUCGAGUUCUUGAUGCAGCCAAAUUUGAAUUUCUGGAUUGGUCCAGAUAUGCACUGUGUGGUGUAUCUUCUUCAUGAGGGCAAGUACUGCAAUGUUGUCGUUUUAUCUCCAGAUAAUUUACCCAAGGAUGUCAAUAUUCAAGCUGCUGAUACAAAUGAGCUUCGAGAGCUCUUCAAAGGGUGGGAUUGGCGUUUCCAGUCGUUGAUUUCUUUGGUUGAGUCGACAUCCAAAUGGAGAUUACAAAACUCGCGCGAGCUAGAGUCGUGGGUUCACAAGACUGCCAACUUUGCUCUGUUAGGAGAUUCUUGUCACGCUACACUUCCCUAUCUUGCUCAAGGUGCUGCACAAGCUGUUGAAGAUGCCGCUUGUUUGAGUGAGCUUCUAUCACAUAUGGAACACAAGUCCCAGCUCCACGACUUACUAGAAGUUUAUGAGAAUAUCCGCAAGUCGAGAACAACAGUCUUUGUUAAGGGUUCAACGCAUAUGGGAGCCAAGGUAUUCCAUCUUCACGAUGGACCAUUGCAAGAAGAACGAGACCGUCUGUUCAAGGCUGGAGGUGUUGGCAAUCCUAACAAAUGGGCUGACCCCGAGCAAAGAGAUUAUAUGUUUUCCUAUGAUGCUUUUGAAGAGGGAAGAAAAGGCUGGGAAGCUUACAGGAAUGCAAGUAUCAAACGACCAGAACACAGGCUCUAA